AUGAUUGCUCUCUUGUCUGUUGGGCUGGCUAUCAUUCUUCUCUUCGCCGUGCUGUUUGUGUGGGGUGUGUUUGCCGUUCGACAACGUCUUCUGCUGCCCUUCACCACACUCUCCUGCUUUCUCCUGUUCGCUGUCGUCGGGACUCUAAUUGCCACCAUGGUGACAAGCGCUGAUGAGUUCAAUGCUGCAGUAUCGAAAGCCGACGGAACCAGUGGUGCUACCGUAGCGGAUCUCGUGAUAUUCAGGGUCGUCCUCGGUGUCGCGGCUCUUGUGCUUGCCAUUGAACUGUACGCAUACAUUCGACUGUUCCUGCAUAUAAGGGCAGUGAGUCGCACGUUAUCGCGAUGA
This is a messenger RNA of Ostertagia ostertagi, 348 nucleotides long. The record is from the annotation of a GenBank genome assembly. NCBI's taxonomy places the organism in Eukaryota, Metazoa, Nematoda, Chromadorea, Rhabditida, Trichostrongylidae.